AUGGCUGUUGCGCCGGGCCCAUCUGGGCACCAACCUACAGCCCGGCAACUUGUCGAAGGAAUUGCCGAGGAACAUGGCAUUGUGCCCGAAAAUGAUAUGGCAGAAAUUGGUACAAUGAGCCAACGUAUUCGGACAGUCGUGGAGAAAGCUUUGCUACAGAAAGACCAACUGAUCGGGUCUUCCAUAUUGACACUGGCAAAGAACCUCAACACAAGCCAUGCCCGUUUCCUCUUCGAACUUCUCCAAAAUGCCGAUGAUAACAAAUUCGCUGCGGCGAGGAGUCGCGGCUCUGAUCCGUAUGUGGUUUUCAGCGUCUACCGCGACCAGAUCAAGAUCAAGUGCAACGAAGACGGCUUUACGUACCGUGAUCUCAAGGCUAUAUGUGCGAUUGGCCAAAGCUCAAAGAAUCGCAGUCAUGGCUACAUUGGGGAGAAAGGCAUCGGUUUUAAAUCCGUUUUCAUGGCUGCUUGGAAGGUACAUAUCCUCUCAAACGACUUCUCGUUCAGCUUCAUCCAUCAUAAGGGUGACAGCGGGCUUGGAAUGGUGAGCCCCAUCUGGGAGCCAGACUUUAUACCGCAGGGUGACCAAGCCCCGAGUUGCAUCACACUCCAUCUCCAUCAAUACGAUGAUACGUCUCUUUCAGAAGCGAUGAGACAAAGAGAGGAGAUUGAUAGAGAGUUCGCAAAUCUUCCAAUCACGGUUCUCUUUUUCCUGAGGAAUUUAAGACGUAUCGAGAUCCAAUUGCACAACGACGAUGACGAGGAAACAAGACGAGUGGAGUAUUCUCUUCCCGAUUCCAACUCAGCUACGCUAAUGGAAAGAGUGUGGCUACCGCAACAUGGUCGUUCUUCUGGCGAAUCUAUCCAGAGAAAGUAUCAUGUCACACGUCAAUCGAUUCAAGAUGCUCCUCCAAACGAGAAUCGAGAGUUUUCUGAGGGCAACAGCCGUGCGGAUUCCGAGACUGAGAUUGUUCUGGUUUUCCCCCUUGAUGAAGACAACACUCCAAUUGUUGAGAACCAGUCGGUGUUCGCAUUCCUUCCAACGAGGCCCAUGGGCUUCAAGUUCAUUAUCCAAGCCGAUUUUGUCACCAAUUCAUCUCGCGAAGGAAUCGUGACGUCAUCGGCACGGAACUUGGCCAUCAGAGACGGCAUUGCGACAUGUUUUGUUGAAGCGAUGGAAGAAUUGUGUCAGCAUCCCACGUUACAAUUCCAAUGGAUGAGGUGGCUUCCCCAGAGACAUUCAUAUCCUUGGGGCAGCUUCUGGAACGCCUUGCUCGAGGACAUUAUGAGCCGUAUCAAGAAGAGCAAGAUCCUUCGGACAAGAGGUAGCGGCCGCCUAGGCGAGAUACACGCGUUGAGGCGUCUGCAAUCCAACUGGCUUGACGGAAACGGGACUCCGUUGUUUGAGGACCUCAAUGCUGAAAUCUACACCGCUAAAGAGUACAACAUCACAGACUUGAGCUUGCUUGAGCCUUAUGGUCUUCGAUGGCUGUCUGCAGAAGAGCGGAUAGCUCGUGUGGAAAUGGACCUAAGCCAACCGACCGACAAGUCGCGGAUGAAGAGCCCGUCCACCAGUACGCAAUGGCAUUCAUUGGCCGCCACUGCAAUUCAGAGACUCGCAAAUACUGCCUCUCCACAGAACCUAGCGAGGAUUCACUCUUUGGAAAUCAUACCUCUGAGAGAUGGUAGUUGGACCUCAACCAAUGGCAGCAGACGACCGAUCUACUUUCCUCGCUGCCAGGAUGGUCUUGAGAUUCCUGCUAACCUUCCUCUGUCUCUCGUCAGCCUGGAUGCAUCUGUUAUUGAUGAACGACACAAGCUCUUUGAAUUGCUGGGUGUUCAAACAGCGGCGGCUGAAGAGAUCCGAAGCUUCAUUUUCAGGGAUCCAGUCCCAAUGUUGAAGACCGAAGCGACUCUGUUGGCAUCCGUCGACAACCUAAGGUUCCUCUAUUUAUCUCAUAGUACUAUUCCUGAUGAAGAGAAUGCGACCGCUUUCUCUAGCGUCUUUGUUUUCGACCAUACAAUGGAGGUUGGGCUACCGCAUCAUCAGGAUAUUUACCUCGCAACAAACAAUCUCUACGGUCCUCACCAACUUCUGCAACCUACCUCGAGUCAAACAGGCGGCUUCUUUGUGCCAUUUUUGCACAGUCAGUAUUCUGAAAGUCCUCCAGAGACACCGAUUGGAUCGCAGCAGACUUGGUCCGAUUGGCUUGAACAUUUUCUUCGAGUGCGCAGUCGUUUGAGAUUGACGGCCGCGACAUCUCCAGAAAACCUCUCUCCCGAGCUUGACUACGUCCGCAUGUUUCGCCCGGCAUGCUUUAUUGGCGCGCUCCAGCAUCAUUGGACACUCCUGGAUAAAGAUGAAGAUGCUAGUCCGAGAUUCAUUCGCAAGCUCCGUACCCUCAGCGUCGUUUGUCAGGAUGGCAGAGAGUACCCACUGUCAGAGACAACAUUGCCGCUGUCUGAGCUCCAAGCUAUAUGUUCUUCAUAUCUCGAAGAUUCGACGAUCAAUUUUCUUCAAAUUGACGAGGCUAUUCAUUCUGCUUCAUAUCAGUCGAAAUGGGCUUUCCUGGUCGACGAGCUUGGCGUCCGAGCUCGGGAUGACGUGAACUACUAUCUCUCCAUUCUUCAAUGUAUCAUCGAAGCUCAGCCCCAGCAGAGCAAUUACAGCAAGGCUUUGAGCAUCGUCUAUGAAAUGAUACAACUCCGGUGUGAAGAGUCUGCAUCCAAGGAGCAAGUUAGGACAGUUGUGAAGUGA
Colletotrichum orchidophilum is the source of this 2757-nucleotide messenger RNA. RefSeq lists its product as uncharacterized. The record is from RefSeq and is a predicted model, not a curated record. NCBI's taxonomy places the organism in Eukaryota, Fungi, Ascomycota, Sordariomycetes, Glomerellales, Glomerellaceae. Bases 1 to 2757 code for a protein of 918 amino acids. The transcript is spliced from 3 exons.